Messenger RNA from Poecilia latipinna (sailfin molly), 4730 nucleotides. RefSeq names its product nuclear protein, ataxia-telangiectasia locus (gene npat). The coding region runs from base 189 to 4100 and encodes 1303 amino acids. Gene Ontology annotation, molecular function: transcription coregulator activity; protein binding. The transcript has 17 exons. Gene Ontology annotation, cellular component: nucleus. The record is from RefSeq and is a predicted model, not a curated record. Lineage: Eukaryota; Metazoa; Chordata; Actinopteri; Cyprinodontiformes; Poeciliidae.
GCUGCUACUUCCGGGUUCUCGAGUUCCCCGCCGUUUGAGAAAGCAGGAGUUUAGUCAGGAUGUUGCCCUCAUUAUAACACCAAUGACGUCCUCUAAUGUGGGGUUAUGUUGCGACUUUUAUUAGCAAUUUUUCGAAUAUGUAGCCAUUUAUUCGUUCUUUACUUUAAUUUAUUACACCUAAAGCUGCCAUGUUGCUCCCUUCUGACGUCGCUCGGCUUGUUUUGGGGUACCUCCAGGAAGAGGGGCUGUCAGCUACAAGCCAAGCCUUCAUCCAUGAGAGUCCAAACCUGAAGGAGUAUGCCGAGCACACUACAGGAGACGGAGUGAUACCUGCCUGUGUUUUUUCUGUCUUUGGGAAGGGCUUGACAGCCAUCUUGAAUGAGUAUGUGGCAGCGAAAGCAAAAGACUCUGGACACGAAGUCCCUCUUGUGAUGACAUCUUUGUGGAAAAAGCUGGAUUUUACCCUCAACCAAAUCAAAUCAUUGCAGAAUUCCCCCGCUAUAUCUGCAAGUCAGAGGAUACGUUCACGCGUCGGAGUGGCAAACAUGGCGAGGCAGCGGGUCCUGACGGUGGCGUCUCCAAGCGGUGUGGUCUGCACCUCCGUGUCUGAAAGCAGCUCCUUCAUCAGCCCCGCCCACACCACCCACAGCAUGCUAGGCCACUCCACUCCUGUUAGCUUCACCAGCCCUCAGAUCAGAGCCACAGCCAGCGGCGGGGCGCAGCAGCCGGUCCACGAUGGGAGCCGAUUACUCAACACACCCCGAGAUUCUCCUGUACAAGUUAUCGUUUCAGAGCACCGCCUCACGUCAGGCCCAGUUUCUCCUGGUCGAAGGAAAUGGGACACUCCCAGGAAGAGAAGUGGUCUGACCGGGUCAGGAGGGCCCAGUAAAUCUGCCACGGCUGCCACUAACGUCACUGCAGACGCCCAGCCUGAGGAGGUCGUCAAGGAGAAUUUUCCACAACUCGUGAUACAAAAUGCACGUGACAAGAUUUUGGGGGACAGGGCACUGCAAGAGAAACUUGCUGAAAACAUCAACAAAAUCCUUGCCAGUGAUGCAGUACCACAAACAUCCAAAGCUUCUUCAAGUACAGUGGAGCCAGACCAGUCUAUAGAUGAGAUUCUAGGACUAGAGGGAGAAAUCCAUAUGAGCGAUGAUGCCAUCCAUGACAUUUUGGAGCAAACUGAAUCUGACCCGGCUUUUCAGGCCCUCUUUGACCUUUUUGAUUACCAUAAAACUAAAAAUGCUGAUGGAGACGCAGGGGACGGCAGCAUUGCUUGUAUUUCUGAAGAGAAUGAGACGACUGGACUCCCACCUGCUGUCCAGGUCCUCCAAAGUAGCGAUCCAGGUCCUUCCCAAAAUGAUGGAAAUACUUUAGAUGCAACAUCAGGAGCGCCGAAGGCGAGAGCUGGGCAGGAGCGUAAAACCAGAAAAUCCUCUGCAUCCACCUUGUUGAGAAAAACCAUUUUGGACUCGAACGGCAGAACGUCUAGGAUUGAGAACAGCUCGGCCAGACUGUUAGUCAGCUACUCACCCGCUGCUGGGAACUCCAUGAGGAAAGAAAACCCAUCGGGGAACAGUGGACCACAAAUGGAAAGCGAUGAGCCUCUAAACACGCCGCCCCCACCUGUGGACAGUUUGUCCACCCCAGUGACACUCUCAAAUUCAGGGUCUUUAUCGAGAGACGCAGCUCUGCUCGCUGAGGAGAGACCAGCCUCAAGCAUUGACGGAAACCCUGAGCAUCCACAGGCGACAGGACUAAACAAGCCAGCUGAUGGAGUUGAUGGAGCAGCUGCUGGUGAUCAGCAUGAGGUCCAGGUCAACAACACCUCUCCCAGCCAGCCUGAUGUGUGUGUUUCUGGUAGAGACAGUCUAACGGUGCCUCCUGGCUCUGUGCCGUCUUCUUCUUCAGCAUCUGAUUCUGCAGCUGCUCCAGUCACGGCUGCUUCCACUCCUGUUUCUGCCUCUUCUGCAUCCUCUUCCUCUUGUGCUCCAGUUACCCUAACGCCCAGUCCUCCUCCUCCUCCUCCUCCUGCUCUUUCCCCACGCAAGCCUGGAGAGCCCAGCAACAUUGUGUCUUUGGAGAUCAUCGUCAGCGAUAACCAGGAUGGGGAUUCUUCCAGAGACGCUGCCUUAAAUCAGGCGGUUUCAAGUAUUUCCGGAGACAAGAUACCCACCAUCUACCUUUCCUUGCCAGCAAAAUCACCUGCAUGUCCUGCUACUCCUAAAGCCAACUUCGAUGAAGCCGCGCAGGCGGUGAGCAGCUUACAGCGGUCAGAGGGAUGCGGUAGUCCUUUCGUCUGUAAACCUGGAGGAGUGUACACGUCUCCAGUCAGUGCAGCAUCGCAGGCUCAACAGAGAUAUGUGUUUCAGUCCGCUGUGGACCCCCCACCCACCCCAGCCAGUUAUUUCUUGGUGGUCCCAACUCCAGACGUUCAGGCCAGACCGGUGCUGCUUCCAGCUGGAGUCCCAAACGGACAACCCUUACCCACCAGCCAGCAUGGAGUCGCUACACCAAGCUACUCCACAGGACCAGCACUUAUAUUACCAUCACCUGUAAAGCCUGUUGUGCUUCCUGUCUCCGUUUUGGGGCAGAAUACAAUGGGAAGUAUCCAAGUGGUUUCCAAUCAGAUAGUUGAUGUUACAACCCCAAAACCUACACAGACAAGAGAAAAACUAAAACCAAAGCCCACCACUAUCGAACCUAAGCAGUCUACAAAAUCAGGAUGUGUGAAAACUGUGACUGCUGCUGCUGUUCAGCCUAAACCUUCAGAGCAGAGGGAAGCAGCUAAAGGAUCCAGUGGACCCAGUCAUCGGAGAAUUUUAUGUUUUGACUCCUCCUCAUCAGAGGUUCGAUCCCAAACUACCAGAACAGCUGGGACUCCAACACAUUCUGCUUCAAACACAACACAACAUACCCGUCCGACGGAGAGAGAUAAUAGGCCAGCAGGCGGUCGAACAAAACCGGCUAUUUUAGGUAGCAGCAAACCUAAGAGGAGAGUGGAGACUGUCAGAUGUUCAACAGAUCCCACAGGAGGAGCAAACUUGCUAAAAGAAGCUGCUUCUUUACAAACGCAGCAGAAAGACUCUGUCAAGAAGACGCCUCGCAAACAGAUGCACAUAAUUCAUGACCAAGAGUCUCAAAAUGCAAGAACAGACAAUGAAGCUGAGAAGUCUCAGCCACAGGAGGCGUCCGUCGAUGGCUUCCACAGACCUGAUGAUGACGGGCCAAAAGCUAAAGAUGCUUGCGGUUCCAGGUCGCUGUCAUCCGAUUCUUCGUUCAGAUCAGGAAGCAGGAAGGACAACGAGGAGAGCAGCAGCAGGAAGGAGGCUGGAGAGAAGGCUUCUUUGAAAUCACGUGAGGGACGAAUGGAGAAGAGGACUUCCUCUCAGGAGAAUCCAAACAUCAGAGCGAACAAGGAGAAUGAAAUGAAAGGAGGCUCACAAGACAAACAGCAGCCAUCAACUCCUUCAUCCUCGGCAUCAAGAGACUUCAGCCCUCCAGCGGCCCCACAGGCCAAGCCGACAAAGGCUGCUUCAAAAACUAGCUCUCUGGCCAAGCAGGCCGCUGAAAUGCUGCAAGGCCUCGGCUCUCCUCCUCCUCCGGUCAGAAAAGCCAUAGUUAGCAGUUCGGACCAUAUGCUUUCUGGGUCCGACCACAUCGGUGAGGCGGCUGCUGAUUGUCAGAGGACUCCUUCCCGUCCGAAAAACGCUAAAAAUGCAGAGGGGACUCCGAAGCAGCUGUUGCCUCCCAACACCCCUGAUGUGCCGACCUGCAGCCCUGCCAGCGAAGCCGGGAGUGAAAACAGCAUUAACAUGGCCGCACACACCCUCAUGAUUCUUUCUCGUGCCGCCAUCGCCAGGACGGGCACGCCGCUGAAGGACAGCCUGCGCCAGGAGGAGGUCGGAGAAAAAUCACCGUCAAGCUCAAAGAGUAAAAAACGCAAGCAGUCUCCAGUCAGAGAGAGUCCGUCCGCCAAGAGAGAGCGGAAACGAUCUCCCAGCAUCAAGAAAGACAAAGAAAGAAAGAAACUUAUUGACUGUUUCCCCCACGAUUUGGAUGUGGAUAAGUUCCUUUCCUCUCUUCAUUAUGAUGAAUGAAAGUGGACACACAACUGAGGAGGAUGAACAUAUCACUACCAACUUGGACUGCUAUCCAGGAACAGAACAAGCCAUCUGCUGAGCCAGUGCUUAUGGUUCCUACAGCUCUCAAUACCUUUAGACUUUUAAGCAGCAGCUGUUGUGGAACUUCGAUUUUACUGUAGGUGAUUUAAAGUAAAAUCUCAUUUUAUGCAACAUUACGGCAACCAUUGCACUUUUUGUUUGUUGUAAUCAUCAACACGUUUUUUGCAGUUACAGAUCAAUUUUGGAGGCCAUUUUGACAGUUGAUACUUUUUGUUAUUGAAUAACUCAAAACAUUGCUUUGGUCAAUAUUUGACUUUUUAUUUGGUAGAUCUGAUUAGUGCUGGGUGACAAGUUUGUUUGUCAAAAUACAUUUUGAAAAAUGUGUGUAUCAGUAAUUUAAAAUGUGUAAUUGUGUUUCAUUUGAUUUUGUUUCCUGAAAAGUCUAGUUAACGGAUAAUAAUAAAAAAAGAGAUGUACAUCUGAAAUUCACAUUUUUACUGUAUACUUUUGUACAGUAAUCUUGUUUGUGAAUGAGACGCACUUUCAUCUGUGUCUGAAUAAAAUGUUAGAAGUAUUGGAGUAAAUGAGACUGAUUUUGAAACACCA